AUGACUCUUACCGACGAACAGAAGAAACUUGUUCAAGCAAAUGCAUCCGUUAUGAAGGAGCAUGGCACAGAAAUAACAACGAAAUUCUAUGCCACAAUGUUCAACGAACAUCCAGAAAUGCGCAACUUUUUCAACCAGACCAAUCAAAAAACGGGAAAGCAGCCUAUGGCAUUGGCACAGACCGUCUAUUAUUUCGUCGAGCAUCUUGAUAAUUUGGAUGUAAUGAUACCGCAGAUGGCACGUAUCUCUAGCAAGCAUCGCGCCAUUACGGUUAAACCUGAACACUAUCCUAUAGUCGGCAAGUAUUUAUUGCAAGCAAUCAAAGAACAUAUGGGCGACAAAGCGACACCUGAAUUAAUGGCUGCAUGGCAAGGUGUAUAUGAUCUUAUUGCAUCAACCUUCAUGAAGCUGGAGAAGGAAUUGUACGACAAAGUUGGUGGCGAUGAACGUAAUAAAGGUUUCAUUCCGUUCACUGUUAUCAAGAAAGAACCCAUCGCAAGUGGACCGAUUUAUGUUUUGACGAUGGAACGUCAAGAUGGUGGAAAAUUAUUCCAUUAUAACUCCGGACAAUAUGUUACAUUGCGUGUUGAAAAAGAUGGCGUGCUCCAUCAUGGACACUAUCCUCUAAUUGAUCCAUUCAACGGCAACACCUAUACUGUGGCUUUUAAGCAAGGCAAUGAUCUUGAUCAGAAUAGUAUUGUCUCGGAGGAAAUUAUUCGCAACAGUGUAGUUGGCAGCAAGAUUUUAUUUUCAGCACCUGCUGGUAGUUUUUCACUCGUCAAGGAUGCUAAGCAUCAUUUAUUCGUUAGUGGUGGUAUCGGUGUUACUUCUUUCAUGGCAAUGAUCCAAGAAUUGGACCAACAGGGAAAAGCAGCUUCAGCAUCAUUAAUUCAAUGUGUACGAACCGAAGAGCAUGCUGCCUUUGCCGGUAAAUUACAUAGAAUUCUUUCACAAGAUCAAUAUGUAAUCUUGACGCAAAAAGAACCAAUUUCAAAAGCCCAUCUUGAAGGCAAGUUGAAGUCAGAUACACAUGUCUACGUGGCCGGUUCGGAAACGUUUCUCUCUAUGGCCGAAAAGGCUCUCGAAGGAUCUAAUCAUCCCAAAGCUCAAAUUCAUUGGAGAUCAAUCGAGCCGACGCUUCGUAUAUUACAAAGUAUUGAUCAUAAAUAA
Messenger RNA from Rotaria sp. Silwood2, 1170 nucleotides. The record is from the annotation of a GenBank genome assembly. Lineage: Eukaryota; Metazoa; Rotifera; Eurotatoria; Philodinida; Philodinidae.